GAAAAACAUCGAAACAUUUGAAUUCUCCAUCUGAAAUUUCCCCCAAGUAUAGCGGAAAUAGACCGACGAAAUCGCUCUCUCCCUGGGAGCGAUGCGAAUGUCAAAUUCGAAUACACCACGCAAGUUCAGUGAGAAGAUUGCAAUACUCGAGAGGAAACAGAAUGAGGAGAAUACAACGUUUGAGGAUAUUAUGCGACAGGUGCAAUCAAUCACCCAUCAUCCGACGGAUUCAUCAGGAUCAUCGACGGCAACUGCACCAAUGCCCAUUCCGCAACAGGGUCUCCUUCCACCUCAACAACCAUGGGGUCACAAUCUCGGAGGAUCCCUGCCGAACGUCCAUCAAAUGCCAUCCUACUCUCCACCACAAUGGCCACCAAAUUGGCAGCACGAGAUUCAACACAGACCUAUCCAAGGACAUCGAAGUCGAUCACCAGAGGAUCACAUGAUCGGAAGUGCAUCUGGAUCACCAUCACAUCACUAUCAUCCGUAUGGAAUGAGAUCGAAUGGAUUAUCACGAUCGCCCGAUCGAACGCCUCCCCAACACCCGCAGUAUACGCCCUAUGGACCCCCGUAUAACCAACCUGGACAGCUUGUGCCGCCCGAGUCGUGGAAUCAAAUCAAUCGUGCACGUUCGGAUCCUGCAAUUCAUAACAUGGGCGGUAUGGUUCCAAUGCAUCCACAUCACCAUCAACAACAACAAAUGGCAUUUCAUCAAAUGCCUCAUUAUCUUCAAAAUUCGAUGCCUGGACCAUCUGGAAUGAUGGCUCCGAACAGUCAAUCACAACAACACUCACCUCAGUUAACACCUCAAGGAUCGCAGCAAGGAUCACCGGUUCAGAUGCAUCAUCAGAUACCUCCACCAUUACAAAUGGGCAAUAACCAACAAAUGGGCGGAGGCAAUAAUGGAAUGUCACCGUUACAAUCACCUAAUCAUAUGAUGACACCUAUGUAUGGGUAUCAUAAUGGCUCACCACUCCAUUCACCGAUGGAUUCACCCCAUGCCUCAACAUUAAUGCUCGAUGGAUCAGGGACACCCUCUCCGUAUAUGGAAGUAAGUCCUCCCGGAAUGCAUGAUUUCAAUCAAGAUGCCGGAAGUUUACCCAAUCUUCAAAAUGUGCAACAGCAGCAGCAACAGCAACAGGAAAUUUAUACAAACGGGGGAGCCCCUGGUGGUGGAUACUAUCAUGCUCCAAUUGGACCAAGACAUAGUACAGGUGCAUGUGGUCCGAGGCUAGUACCCGGUCCAGCGUUGACACCCGAAUCACAGUCGGCGCCGACGUCACCGCAUAAUCAAUUGGAUCCGAAUCAACCGCCCAUGUGGCCGACGAGAACAUUCUCCAAUUCACCGGAGGCAUUGGAUAUUCCGAAAUUGACAAUUACAAAUGCUGAAGGUGCACCUGGGCAUCAUGUUGAUUCGUAUAAUGAUUUUAAUGAUCUUGGCCUCGACUCACUGGACAGCGUGUUAUGUAACGGAGCGCCGCCACAGACAAUAUCCAACCACCAAACACCCAACAACUCAUUCCAUGAUCCGGGCGGUACACAAAUGCUCCAAAAUUAGGUCCCGCCCACGCACGUGGUGUCAGAGUGUCUCAUUUCGGUUUGAUUUACGUAGAUCUACAAAAAAUGCGCAUUUUUUGAAAAUUCCCGCAUUUUUUGUAGAUCAAACCGUGAUGGGCCUGGCACCAUGUCUCUAUCUCUCAUUCACUUUCUCUCUCUCUCUCUGUCUCUCUAAUUCUCUUGCCCCUCGCCACGAGAUUCCACGUGGCGGCGCCUAUUUUUAUCGAAAUAUACCCCAGAAUUCCAAAACAACAAUUAAAUGUGAUAAAAGACGAAUUUCCGAAGCCCCCAAACACACACCUCUCCACCCACGCAUUUCAAUGUUCUUAAUUUUUGAAAAAAAAAUCGA
Caenorhabditis elegans is the source of this 1906-nucleotide messenger RNA. It is a transcript of the gene crtc-1, whose product is annotated as CREB-regulated transcription coactivator 1 homolog. Gene Ontology annotation, cellular component: nucleus; cytosol; cytoplasm. The record is from RefSeq and is marked reviewed. Lineage: Eukaryota; Metazoa; Nematoda; Chromadorea; Rhabditida; Rhabditidae. The coding region runs from base 98 to 1558 and encodes 486 amino acids. Gene Ontology annotation, biological process: protein homotetramerization. The transcript has 7 exons. Gene Ontology annotation, molecular function: cAMP response element binding protein binding.